AUGAUGCAGAUGUCUCUCUCUGCGCAAGCACUGCCCCUGCUGCUCAGCGGCCUUGCUGUGACUCUUGCCGGAGCCGGCGCGGGGGAGCCCUAUGUUGGCCUGCUGAUCGAUGCAGGCUCCAGCGGGUCGAGGCUGCACAUCUUCGAGUGGGAGCCGGCGAGCUGUGCGCCGCAGGGGCCACCACCGCUGAUCAUCCCAAGGAAGAUCGACAGCGAAAACGUGACGCCAGGCAUCGCAUCCACGGAUCCCGAGACAUUAAGGGCGGUGCUGGAGCCGCUGCUGGAAUUUGCCAAGGCAAAGCUGGCAGCGCGAGAGGCUGACUGGCACCGGUUCCCGAUUCACCUGAUGGCUACGGCCGGCAUUCGGCGGAAGCGGCCAGAGCACCGAGACAGCAUACUCGAUGCGUUGCAGCAAGUGCUUGAGGCUUGGCCUUUCCGCUUCCGCCAGGACUUCUUGCAUAUCCUCAGUGGGGAGGAAGAGGGUGCCUAUGCAUGGCUAGCCAUCAACGCUCAGCGGGAGAAGCUUGACAGCCCAGUGCAAGAUUCCCUGGGUGUUCUAGACCUGGGGGGUGCAUCAAUGCAGGUGACCUUCGUGCCAUCCAACGGAAGCCAGGUGCUCCAGCACUCAUUUCCGAUUGUCUUGCGGGGCAGCAAAGUCAAUCUCUACUCUGCGUCUCACUUACAGUUUGGGGUGCAGGAGGCUCAGCGCUUGUUGCAGCAGCAAGUCAUUGCGCACUCGCUGAUUCGGGAAACUGUGCAUGAACUGCGUCAUCCGUGUUUCUUCCGCGGGCUGAACUUCACAGAGGUCCUGAUCAUGGGUGAGGAGCAAGCAGCAGGUGACCCCCCUCUGCAGGCGCACUGGUGGGGGGCUGGUGACUACGACCGUUGUGCCGAUAGAAUAAAGGACCUCUUCGACAAGCGGACCACGUGCUUCACGCCCCCAUGUACCUUCGGCGGUCGCUACCAGCCUCGCCUCGGCAACCGCCCCUUUCUUGCCUUCUCCACCUUCACCUGGGUUAUUGAGGCUCUGGCGUUGCCCUCUAAUGAGACAACCCUGCUGGACGUGGAGAAUGCAGCCAAGUACUUGUGCAAGAUGGAGUGGUCCACCUUGCAGGUUCGCUGGAGUCACCCCUCCGAGGGGUUCCUUCGGUCGCUUUGCUUCAGCGCGACGUACAUUGUCGUGCUCCUGAACCACGGCCUUGGCUUCGACAUGCAAGCUACGCAGAUUGAGUUCCAUUCAGCCCGGCUGGAGCCUGUUUCCUGGGCGCUUGGAGCCAUGCUCUGGGAGGUGAAUCACCGCUUCGAUGCUGAGCAGCCAGCGUGUACUCCUCCCAGCGACGGCACCUGCCCUGCUGCAUCACCAAAGAUGCUUUGGCCCUUGAGAUAA
Symbiodinium natans is the source of this 1386-nucleotide messenger RNA. NCBI's taxonomy places the organism in Eukaryota, Dinophyceae, Suessiales, Symbiodiniaceae. The record is from the annotation of a GenBank genome assembly.